AUGAAAGACGAGAGGGAUCAGUCAAUGGCCAUCCUCGUCGCAGUGGUCGAGCGCUGGAAUGACACCCACCUCCAAUGGAACCCAGCCGAAUAUGAUGGGAUUCGGGAGACCGUAACCCUCUACGAAUCCGCUUGGGUUCCGGAUAUCAUCCUUUACAAUAGCGCAUCCGAGACAUACUUGAAAGGAAUUGUUACAACGAACCUCAUCGUGGAAUAUACCGGGGAAGUGAUGCUAGAGAUGGUGGCACACUUCCGCUCCUCUUGCAACAUUAACGCCAAGGGUUUCCCCUUCGACAAACAGACCUGCACACUGCUCUUCAUGUCCCUCACCCAGGACCAAGACAAGAUCCAGAUGAGUGUACCGAAUGACCGUGGAGCCGAGCUUGUGGCAUACGAAGAGAGCGCAGAGUUCAAGUUGGAAUUAAUUACGGUUGCGCAUAGGAAUUAUACAGAUCCUUGCUGUAUUCUUCCCUUCUCUGCUGUGGAGUACUCCAUCACCCUCUCCAGAAAGGGAAUGUUCUUUCUCGUCAUCAACCACGUCCUCCCGAUGGUCGUCAUCAAUAUCAUUGGGAUAUACUACUGCGUGUGCAUCUGUCUGGUUGGAUUGGAGGUGGGCUUGAGCAUCUUCACGCUUUAUCUUCAUCAUUUGGAGGGAGUCCCUUUCCCCCGGAGCAUGCAGAAGUUCUGUCAGCUUUUGGCCAGAAUGCCCUUCAUGAGAAUGUCGCAAUUCAUCGAGGUUGGAAACGGAAAGAAGAAGGAGAAGAAGGGCAAAGACAUGGAGGAGAUAAAGGAGACUGGGGCUGAAAGACUCUCAUUUCCGCUUUUCUUCGACGAUCUGAUUCGAAUUUCCAAAAAGCAGUCCCCAAAUGCUCCACACGGCAAUGAGCGGGAAACAGAGAUCUCGCCUAACAAUGACGAGCAGCAGAACCAGGAGCCGAAGAAGGAGCCGAGGAUGAUUCCAGGGCAACCGGAUUUCCGGGCCCACCUGGAGAAUUGGAGAAUCGCCUCUAAGAUCCUGGAUCGGUUCUUUCUCUUCCUCUUCGCGGUCCUCAACGUUGCCAUUUCCAUUAUUAUUAUGGCAUGUUCUGGCGAUUGA
Molecule: messenger RNA, 1095 nt
Organism: Darwinula stevensoni
Lineage: Eukaryota; Metazoa; Arthropoda; Ostracoda; Podocopida; Darwinulidae
Source: the annotation of a GenBank genome assembly